This is a messenger RNA of Oldenlandia corymbosa var. corymbosa, 1185 nucleotides long. The record is from the annotation of a GenBank genome assembly. NCBI's taxonomy places the organism in Eukaryota, Viridiplantae, Streptophyta, Magnoliopsida, Gentianales, Rubiaceae.
AUGAGUUCGCUCCUUCACUUGUUAUUGAAACAACCUCAAUCUCUUUCUUCGCUCAACAAUUUAGUUAGUAAUAAUGGCGCCAAAGCUCUGUCCAUUCCCGGAUUGCUCUAUUCCCGCCGUCGCGGCCUCCAUUCUUCGCCGCCUAAACCACCAUCGUUCGCCAUUGCGUUUGACAUCGACGGCGUAAUUCUUCGCGGCGAAACUCCUAUCGGCGGCUCACCUCAAGCUCUCAGACGUCUUUAUUACGAUUCUGCCACUGCCGCCACUAUCAGUGCUUUGAAGAUUCCUUAUGUUUUCCUGACAAAUGGAGGUGGAGUUCCUGAAUCGAAAAGAGCCAAGGACUUAGCCAGGCAGUUGGGUGUCAAUAUCUCCCCGUUGCAGGUUAUACAGGGUCAUACUCCUUUUAAGCAACUGGUGAAAAGAUUUGAGAAUGAUCUCAUUGUUGCUGUAGGAAAAGGAGAACCUGCAGUUGUCAUGUCUGAAUAUGGAUUCAAAAAUGUUCUAUCCAUAGACGACUAUGCAUCUUUCUUUGACAAUAUUGAUCCUUUGGCUCAAUAUAAAAAGUGGAAAGAAAUUCAGGCUGUCAAACAACAUGCGAGCUUGACCAUUAAUCCUGACUCUGAGAGAGUGGGGGCUGUUUUUGUUGUUAGUGAUUCGAUUGACUGGAGCAGAGACAUCCAGGUAUUAUGUGACAUUCUGCGAACGGGUGGGCUUCCUGGGAGAGAAACUGCACACCAGCCACCGCUAUUCUUUGCGAGUGAUGAUCUUGCAUAUCAGGCAUUGUUUCCUGCUGAACGGCUUGGAAUGGGUGCUUUCCGGAUUGCAUUAGAAUCUAUUUUUAACAGUAUUCACCCUAAGGAUAUGGAGUACACGUCUUAUGGGAAACCACAUCCGUUUGUGUUCAAGAAUGCUGAAAAUGUGCUGACCCAAGUGGUUCAAUCUGCCUACAACAACAUUGAAGCAGAUGGUGGAACAGAACCCUUCAAAACCCUGUACAUGGUAGGGGAUAAUCCUUCAAUCGACAUCAAGGGAGCUCGGCAGGCUGGGAGUCCUUGGUUUUCAAUUUUAACACGGACAGGGGUCUUCAAAGGAGAGGGAAAUCACACUGAACAUCCUGCAGAUUUGGUGGUCGAUACGGUGGAAGAAGCCGUGGACUAUAUAUUGAGGAAGGAACAUAUAUGUUAG